AUGAAACUCUUGACCGGCAUGAUAUUCCUACUCGCCACUGGUGCAGCUGCGCUUGCAUCGGUCGGCUCUUGCGCCGCUGUCCGCCGAGACGGAGCAUCGAACAUCACCAUCACUAGCAAUAAAGUGACCAGAUCUUUCCUACUCUGGGUGUCUCCCACGUACAGCUCCAAGACUCCGGCGUCCGUGAUCCUCUCAUUCCACGGAGGCAGCCGAGAUGCCAAGGAUCAGCUCGAACUAGACGGCUUCACCACCGCGAGUGCCAACGCCGCCUCAAUCGUGGCAUACCCGCAAGGCAUCGACGACGUUUGGCAGGGCGUGCCGGGGGUGACCGUGGAUGACGUGAAAUUCACCCACGACAUCCUCGACUACCUGAAGGGCAAAUACAGCAUCGACAAGACGCGCAUCUACGCGUCCGGAAAGUCCGACGGCGGUGGCUUCUGCAACGUGCUGGCCUGCGACGACGGCGCCUCCAAGCGCAUCGCCGCCUUCGCGCCCGUCUCCGGCGCCUUCUACGUCGACGCGUCGCCGUGCCACCCGGACACGGUCAAGCUGCCCUGCAGCCCGGGCCGCAAGGACAUCCCGCUGAUGGAGUUUCACGGCGGAAACGACACGACGAUACGCUACGAGGGCGGGACGCGCAGGGGGGAGUGCCUCCCCGCCAUCCCGCACUUUGUCCAGCAGUGGGCUGCGAGGGACGGGCUCGGGCUGCAGAACAAGACAAGCAAGGUCGCGAAUAAUACGGAGAUGUAUACGUACGGGAGUGGCGCGAGGGCUGGGUUGGUGAAGCACGUCUUUGAGUCUGACAUUGGGCAUGACUGGCCGAGCACGGCCCCGAACCACGACAACUCGAGGGAUGGCCACCAUGUGGCGAGUUACAAUGCGACGCCAAUGAUUUUGGAGUUCUUCAGCCAGCAUAGGUUGCCCGCGUGA
This is a messenger RNA of Cordyceps fumosorosea ARSEF 2679, 930 nucleotides long. RefSeq names its product carbohydrate esterase family 1 protein. NCBI's taxonomy places the organism in Eukaryota, Fungi, Ascomycota, Sordariomycetes, Hypocreales, Cordycipitaceae. The transcript has 2 exons. Gene Ontology annotation, molecular function: feruloyl esterase activity. The record is from RefSeq and is a predicted model, not a curated record. The coding region runs from base 1 to 930 and encodes 309 amino acids.